Messenger RNA from Candidozyma duobushaemuli, 447 nucleotides. RefSeq names its product RNA polymerase II subunit B1 CTD phosphatase. Bases 1 to 447 code for a protein of 148 amino acids. The transcript has a single exon. Lineage: Eukaryota; Fungi; Ascomycota; Pichiomycetes; Serinales; Metschnikowiaceae. The record is from RefSeq and is a predicted model, not a curated record.
AUGAUACUCCCCAACACAUACUUAUCACAGUACUGUUGCAAAGACCACUACCAGGCUCUGAUGUUCUAUCGCAAUCAACUUUCCGAAGAGGCCGUGUUUUCCCGGAAGGACAUAACUGUCGUUCCUCCAUUCGCUACCAUUGAUGGCCAGUGGUACGAAAACAACAUCACAUGCCUAGAAGAAGUACUUGCCAAACACAGGGAGCUUAAAGAGCAGGGUAAGACGCUCACUGAUGUAAUUGCCAUGAUGAGCGGAUUAUCUGUUGCAGACGGCAACGAUAAGGAAACUUCGGAAUUAGCUAAGCUCAUCGAAGACUUUGACAUCGUUGAGCACGAGGGCGGAGCUAACAGCAAAGACGUGCCCCAUGAGCCCGACAGAGAAGCAGCAGCUAGGGGCAUCGACGGGUACAUCACCAACGGACAUAGCUUAGGUGGCUACAUGGUGUAA